This is a messenger RNA of Etheostoma cragini (Arkansas darter), 2527 nucleotides long. It is a transcript of the gene elovl7a, whose product is annotated as ELOVL fatty acid elongase 7a. Gene Ontology annotation, biological process: fatty acid elongation, saturated fatty acid; fatty acid elongation, monounsaturated fatty acid; fatty acid elongation, polyunsaturated fatty acid. NCBI's taxonomy places the organism in Eukaryota, Metazoa, Chordata, Actinopteri, Perciformes, Percidae. The transcript has 8 exons. Gene Ontology annotation, cellular component: endoplasmic reticulum; endoplasmic reticulum membrane. The coding region runs from base 406 to 1290 and encodes 294 amino acids. Gene Ontology annotation, molecular function: fatty acid elongase activity. The record is from RefSeq and is a predicted model, not a curated record.
GUGGGGGGGCGGAGGUUCUGGACAGCACUAACUGUAAAGCUGCUAAUCCUUUUCUUUGUACUGAAACCAGUGAUUAAUAAGAUUGUAGCAGUAUAUCCUGUACUGAAUCUUGACAGCUUUCGAUGAGGCAUCGCUCAAGAAUGAACUAGAGUGGUUGGACCACGAGUUGGCCAAUCAGCAACAAAGAAACGUGGCUUGAGAGCAGACCACGCCCUCCGGGGGCUCCGAUAAGAAGGGAGGAGCUCGCGUUGUAUCGGCGCGUGAACAGAGAACGAAGCACACCUGUUGGGCAGCUGUAGGUGAGCCGGGAGUUUGGAUACUGGCACUUUGACAGACCAAAGGGAUUUUUUGGCGUGCGACAGCGGCAGCGAAACAUAAACUGCAAGAGUCCUGUCGGGGGGAAAAAUGGAAUUUGAUAAUUUAAAGUCCUCAGUCGCACUCAUUUACGAUGAGUUCAUCCAAAAUGCCGACCGGCGGACGGACACCUGGUUCCUCAUGUCCUCUCCUCUCCCCCAAACAAUUGUCAUCGCUGCGUACAUUUACUUUGUCACAUCGCUGGGGCCUCGGAUGAUGCAGAACCGCAAGGCCUUCGACCUCAAAGGAGUUCUGAUCCUCUACAACUUCGGCGUGGUGGCUCUCUCGCUCUACAUGUGUUACGAGUUUGUGAUGUCUGGAUGGGGAACCGGAUACUCCUUUCACUGUGACCCGGUCGACUACUCCAAUUCUCCACAGGCUUUGAGGAUGGCGUCCACAUGCUGGCUUUACUACUUCUCAAAGUUCAUUGAGAUGUUGGACACGAUCUUCUUUGUGCUGAGAAAGAAGAAUAGCCAGGUGACAUUUCUUCAUCUCUUUCAUCACUCGAUCAUGCCCUUUACCUGGUGGUUUGGAGUUCGCUUUUCAGCAGGUGGGAUGGGGACAUUCCACGCCCUGCUUAACUGUAUCGUCCAUGUUAUCAUGUACUCUUACUAUGGCCUGACUGCUUUAGGCCCAAACUACCAGAAGUACCUGUGGUGGAAAAAAUACCUGACCACCAUUCAGCUGAUCCAGUUUGUUAUGGUGACGAGCCACAUCUCCCAGUAUUUCUUCGUAAAGCACUGCGCCUACCAGUUCCCCAUCUUUGUCUACAUCAUCGGCUCGUACGGCCUGAUUUUCCUGUUCCUCUUCCUCAACUUCUGGUACCACGCCUACACCAAGGGCAAGAGGCUGCCUAAAGUACUGCAGAAUCAGGCAUGGGCACACCACAGCAACGGAGUUAUGAAUGGAAACGCCAGUCAUGAAAAAGAUGAGUGAUGCAGGCCGGUGGGUGUCGGGGUUGACCUCAUUAUGUAAGCUAACCACUGCAGUGGGGCUCAACCCCAUUACUUUGGACUGUACUUUCUGUUUUCUACUCGCAAAGACAAUCUUUAAUAACCAAAGCUCUAUUUAAGAAGUUUAUUGACUCAAGCUGAAGGGUUUUUAUCGUGUGUAUAUAUUUUGUUUACAAUGAAGGUAAAGCCCAAGUUCUGCUAUGAAGUUUCCAAAUAUCCCUCCUCUCUGUUACAGUAUGGUUUAAAAAAAAUUUCAAGCGUCCGAAAUCGACCCCACUAUUCACACGGAGUGUAGGGCUUCACCUAUGAUAAGACUGUGGGACCCUCGGCUGUACACUCCAACAUGGCUUCCUCUAAAAGCUUCCAAUGAUGUGAUCGUUUUUAACUUUUGUGACUUGAUCUUAAGACUUUUCAGGAAAUCCAGUUAAGGGUUGUUGUUUUGUUUUUUUUUAAAGUUGUGCACUGAAAAGUUUUUGUUGUUUCACCUGGCCCCAAAAAAGUAUUUUUAAAUGGUGUUCAGGCUACACGUGUCUUUGUUAAAUGGUUACAUGUACAACGGGGUGUCUUUUGGUCACAUAUUAAAACCCACUUCUCUAGUCACAAUUGUUGCUGAUGGUACACACAUAGUGAAAAGGGCUCUCUUUAUAUACAGUAGAAUACGUUUGUUCUCCUGAUGUAAUAGUUCUCCUAUGAAGCAAUGAUGUGACGGAUGCCAGAGAGGAAGGCUGAUGGACCAAUGUGGUUCUUGUAGGAUCCAGAGCUGGAGUUUUACUACUUCCUUAUUGCGAAAAUUAGAUUGUUAUAGAACUGCAGUAUGCAUAUUUACUAUUUAGCCAACCAGUCGGAAAAUGUUAAGUAUUUUUGCUUCACGUGUUUGAAGUUCUGUGGCUAAAGAACUCUUUAGGCAGCUGGAGUCAAGUUGUGCCUUUUUUAGAAUGAGGUCUGUGGAGCAGUUUAUUAUGAUCUUAAGUAAGAAAAAAAAAAAAGUGAAUGUAACACUAUGCUCCUUUUGACUGAGGACACAGGAUUGAGCUCGAUGUGGAAAGGGUUCCAUCUUUUAUUGGUGCAAGUCCAGGCUGACACUAAAGAUUUACAGUUGUAAAAUUGAGUACAAAUCAGGGUGAACCUUUUUUCAGAUCCCUUAUUAUACCAAUAGUUAAUACUGUAAGAAAUUGUAUGAAAUGUCUUUUAUAUGUAUUUAUAUGGCAAUAAAUGGUCAA